This is a messenger RNA of Scheffersomyces amazonensis, 2433 nucleotides long. It is a transcript of the gene HSP78, whose product is annotated as chaperone ATPase. The coding region runs from base 1 to 2433 and encodes 810 amino acids. Gene Ontology annotation, biological process: protein unfolding; protein refolding; cellular response to heat. Lineage: Eukaryota; Fungi; Ascomycota; Pichiomycetes; Serinales; Debaryomycetaceae. Gene Ontology annotation, cellular component: cytoplasm; mitochondrial matrix. The transcript has a single exon. The record is from RefSeq and is a predicted model, not a curated record. Gene Ontology annotation, molecular function: ATP hydrolysis activity; ATP binding.
AUGUUGCGCGCAAGAGUACCUGCUAACAGAGCAUUGCAUAAGUUGCCAUUACGGUACGUUCUACCUGGUGGUACAGUUAGCUUUUCACACCCAAUUCCAAUUCAAGUUGCAAAUCUAAAUACACAGUCAAAUUCAAAUGCUUAUACGUCAAAAUCCUCAAUUGGCUUUACAUCUUUACUGGUUAGGCCAGUAGAUGGUGGAAGUAGUCAAUUGCAGAGAAGAUACUUCCACUCAUCUAUACCUAAACAGUUGCAGAUGCAACGCAAUCCUGAUGGCGAAGAUAACAGACCAGCUUUAGAAAAGUUUGGGACAGAUCUUACCCAGAUGGCUAAAGAUGGGAAAUUAGAUCCUGUUAUUGGUAGAGAUGAAGAGAUUCGUCGUACUAUACAAAUCUUAUCACGUCGUAGUAAAAAUAAUCCUGUAUUAAUUGGUAAUGCUGGAACUGGUAAGACAGCCAUUAUGGAAGGAUUAGCUCAAAGAAUAUUAAAGGGAGAAGUGCCAGAAUCAAUGAAAGAUAAACAAAUUAUUACAUUAGAUUUAGCAGGAAUUAUAUCUGGAGCUAAAUAUAGAGGAGAUUUUGAAGCUAAAUUAAAAUCUAUCUUAAAGGAAGUUGAAGAAAAGAAUGGUAAAGUUAUACUUUUUAUAGAUGAAUUACAUCUUCUUAUGGGUCUUGGUAAAGCCGAAGGAUCUAUUGAUGCAUCUAAUCUUCUUAAACCUGCUUUAGCAAGAGGUAAAUUAUCAAUGUGUGGAGCUACAACUACAGAAGAAUAUAGAAAGUAUGUUGAAAAGGAUGCAGCAUUAGCAAGAAGAUUUUCACCAGUUCAAGUUAAUGAACCAAGUGUUGAAGAUACUAUAUCUAUAUUAAGAGGAUUAAAGGAAAAGUAUGAAGUUCAUCAUGGAGUUCGUAUAACUGAUGGAGCAUUGGUUACUGCAUCAUUAUAUGCCAAUAGAUAUAUAACUGAUCGAUUUUUACCUGAUAAAGCCAUUGAUUUAGUAGAUGAAGCAAGUUCAACUUUAAGAUUACAACAUGAAUCUAAACCUGAUGCUAUUGCACAAUUAGAUCGACAAAUUAUGACCAUUGAAAUUGAAUUAGAAUCACUUCGAAAGGAAGAAGAUCAACUUUCAAUUGAUAGAAGAACUAAAUUACAAGAAGAACUUUUAGUUAAAAGUGCUGAAUUAAAGGAAUUUACUGAACAAUGGAUGGAAGAAAAACGAUCAAUUGAUGAAGUUAAACAAGCCAAAUCUGAUUUAGAACAAUCUCGAUUUGAUUUAGAACAAUGUCAAAGAGAUGGGAAUUAUGCUAAAGCAUCAGAAUUACAAUAUGCCACAAUUCCUGAACUUGAAAGAAAGUUAAAGGAAUUAACUGAACGAGAUUCGACUCAAGCUAAUUUACUUCAUGAUUCAGUAACUUCAGAUGAUAUUGCUAAUGUAAUUUCCAAGAUGACAGGUAUACCUGUUAAUAAUUUACUUAAAGGUGAAAAGGAUAAGUUACUUGAUAUGGAAGUGAUCUUAAAACAACUGGUAAUUGGACAAGAUGAAGCAGUCCAUGCUGUGGCAGAUGCUGUAAGAUUACAAAGAGCAGGAUUAACUAGUGAAAGAAGACCUAUUGCUUCAUUUAUGUUUUUAGGACCCAGUGGAGUGGGUAAAACAGAAUUAACUAAAUCAUUAGCCCAAUUUUUAUUUAAUGAUGAACAUUCAGUAAUUCGAUUCGAUAUGUCUGAAUUUCAAGAAAAACAUUCAUUUUCAAGAUUAAUUGGUUCACCUCCUGGUUAUGUUGGAUAUGAUGAAAGUGGAGAAUUAACUGAAGCAGUUCGAAGGAAACCUUAUUCAGUAGUACUAUUUGAUGAAUUUGAAAAGGCUCAUAAGGAUAUCUCUAAAUUAUUAUUACAAGUACUUGAUGAAGGUUCAUUAACUGAUUCUCAUGGUAGACAUGUUGAUUUUCGAAAUACUAUAAUAGUUAUGACAUCAAAUAUUGGUCAAGAUAUUUUAUUGGGUGAUAAAGAUAAGGAUAAUACAUCGACAGCUAAUGAUGGACAUAUUAAUACUGAAGUAAAGCAAGAAAUUACCGAUCUAUUAAAACAUUACUAUCCUCCGGAAUUCCUUAAUCGAUUAGAUGAUGUUCUUAUCUUCAAUCGACUCUCUAAGGAAUCAUUGGCUAAUAUCUUAGAAAUUAGAUUAAGAGAAAUAGCUGAUCGAUUACUGGAUAAACGUAUAACCUUAGACUUAUCCCCCAGUGCUAAGGAGAAACUCUGUAAUCUUGGUUAUGAUCCAGUAUAUGGAGCUAGACCAUUAAAUAGAGUCCUUCAAAAGAAAGUAUUAAAUCCCUUAGCCAUGAUGCUCAUUAAGGGUCAAGUCAGAGAGUCAGAGAAAGUGACUAUAGAUGUGGACAAUGAUGAGAUCAGAGUCCAGCCUAAUCACGAACAAGUAAACUAA